AUGAAAUUUUUUUCUUUUUUCCCCCCCCUCUUGGUGCUAUUCUUCCUCAGUCCAUUUCGCGUUACACUAGCCUACAAGAACGCAGCUCCCGUGGGGAUUAACCAACUCACGAUUAAUCGCUUCUCGAGGCACCCUAACAGGAAAUGCAACGCACUUUUGUUAAGGCAGCCCUCCCAAGUUAGCUGCUUCACCCAGGCAAGGUUACAUAGUGAACCGUUGGACAAGGAGAUCCAACUCUUCGACGAAACGAAUGAGGAGGAAAAUUCCCCUCCCGUUUUUAUGAACAAGUCAGAUGAAAAUAAUCCCAUUAAAGACACCCUCAGGAAGACCAAAAAAUUUUGCAAUUAUUUAACGAGCAAAUUAGGGAGACUUAAUAAAAAACUGAGGGAAAUAAAAAAACUGGAAACCAUCUUCUAUGCGAACCCAAGCAUAUUAACGGAGAGUCAACAAGUGAAAUUAAGCAAAAAAAAACAAAUAAAAAAGGAGCUCGUUUUAAUCCAUCGGUACAGGAAAAAGUACCUCGCUUACAAAAAAAACCUGACCAAAAAUAUCGAUGACACGUCCCCCUUUUUUUACGCCAAGAAGAAGACCCGCCACAAGCGGCAGGUCUGCACCCCCCAGGAGUUCAGGAAAAUAUUGCAAUCGGAAGACCCCAAGGCAACUGUCCAACGAGUGAAAAGCAUAGACUACGACAAGAUCCCCAGGAACGUGACCGACUACUUAGUGUUUAACAAAGUGGGCAAGAAAGAGGAAGUCAAAAUUCUCUUUGGCCUCAAAGCUGUGAAGAUAAACGGAAACAUAUUGGAUGAUGAGAAUUACAUGAUAAACCCGGGAGUAGACAAAGUGGAAGUGUUCAACGAGGAGGUCCAAAUUCACGAAAGCCACUACGUCGUAAGGAAGAGGUUUUCGAAGAACCAAAAAAAAGUCCUCCAGGAAAAAUCCAAGGAGAAGUUAUCAGACGUCAGACGAGAGGUUAAAGAGUUCGAGAACUUUUUCAACAUAAAGGAGUGA
Plasmodium coatneyi is the source of this 1011-nucleotide messenger RNA. RefSeq lists its product as uncharacterized. NCBI's taxonomy places the organism in Eukaryota, Apicomplexa, Aconoidasida, Haemosporida, Plasmodiidae. The record is from RefSeq and is a predicted model, not a curated record. The transcript has 4 exons. The coding region runs from base 1 to 1011 and encodes 336 amino acids.